CUUACCCGCCUCGUCAGUUCGCUCUUUGAAUUCGUGCGUCAACCAGCCCCCGCUUGAUACGUCCUGUAUUCUGUGCUUUUGAAUCUGUAGAACUUUAGGCACGGGCCCCUAAUUCGACCGAAGUCACUUUGCCGGGACCGAAAUGCGGAAAUCCGGGUCGCAAAAGAAGCGCCCAGCCGGCGGAGGCAUCAAAUGGGAUGAGCAGAAUCUUAUUGAGAACGAGGUGAUCAAGGCCACGAUCAGCAAGACCAAGAUCGACGAGCCCAAGACGCCGUAUCAUGGCCCCCUGGGCGAGGAGCACAUGCAGGAUCUGGACGGGGGAAUGCAGCCCCUGGAGUUGGACGCAGCUGCGCACCCCCACGACCACAACCACCACAACCACCAGCACCAGGGGCAGGGGCCGGCGGCCGCGGGGCCCACGACGGCAGCAGCAGAAACAGCAGCGGCAGCAGAAACAGCAACGGCAGCAACGGCGCCCAGCGCUAGCGGCGUGGCGGCUGCGGCAGCAGGCGGUGGCGGCGGUGGCGGCGGCACCGCAGGCAUGGAGGUGGAUGCGACUGGUGCGGGCUCGCGGCGCACUUCCAUGACGGGGGGUGUGCCGCACAAGUCCGCGCUCCACCAUGCUGAUAGCGGCGGCGGCGGCGGUGGCGGCGGCAGCGGCGGCAGUGGGAGCGACCCCUCCCACUCGCAAUCGCAAUCGCAGCCGCACCACCACGCACACUUUGAUGCGGCGGCUUUGUCGCCCGAGGCGGCGGCAGGCGGGGCGGGCGGCGCUGAUGCUGGUGCGGCCGCGGCGGCGGCGGCUACGGAGGCGGAGGCGCGCAGUGGCUUCAGCUCGGACUCCGACCGGCGGGGCUCGCUGACGGGCGGCAGUGACGGCGACGAGGAGGCUAAGCGCAAGUUCGAGCAGCACCGCAAGCAGCACUACAACAUGGGGGCGGCAAUGCGGCAGGCGCGAGUGCUCAUCACCAGUGAGGAUGGAGAGGGCGGCGGCGGCGGCGGGCGGGGCAGCAGUGAGGAGGACACGGAUGAGGGGGAUGAGGAGAUGGACGGGGCGGGAGAGGAGGGGGGAACGGGGAGGCGCAAGGAGAAGGGGAGGGGGAUGGGGAAGCGCGAGGGGGCGGAGGAGAUGGAGGAGGGGAAGUGAGCUGAGGUUGUGAGUGAUGCGCCAUCGCUGACACGCGGGGCGCUGGGCCAUGGCGGGGCUCGGUCGGAGCCAGGGCGUGGGUCGACAGGUCGGCAGACAAGCUACUGAACGCAGCGGCGGUUAUUUCAAGGUGAAUGCCGUAUUGGAUAGUAUGGUUUUCGCUGUUGGUUGUUGUUGUUGCUGUAGCCAGAAGGAUCAUGGGUGAUGACAUUACCGAUGCAUGUGCACCUGCGCUCGGCGUAAGUCGCGGUUGGUGUGGGUGGUGGAGUAAGUGGAGGCUGCGAUGGGUGGUGUCAGCUGAGGUGCCCAUGGCCCAAUGUCAUGAUGCUGUACGCGACGCUGGCCAACAAUUAUGUAUUCAUGGAAGUUCAUAUAAAUGUAAAUGCACCGCACA
This is a messenger RNA of Chlamydomonas reinhardtii, 1541 nucleotides long. RefSeq lists its product as uncharacterized. NCBI's taxonomy places the organism in Eukaryota, Viridiplantae, Chlorophyta, Chlorophyceae, Chlamydomonadales, Chlamydomonadaceae. The transcript is spliced from 5 exons. The coding region runs from base 143 to 1147 and encodes 334 amino acids. The record is from RefSeq and is a predicted model, not a curated record. Gene Ontology annotation, molecular function: protein phosphatase inhibitor activity. Gene Ontology annotation, biological process: regulation of signal transduction.